UAUGUGUGCAUCCUUCAGUAAAAUGCCCUGAUAGCUGGACACUUAUGAACGGACAUGGAGGCACUCAACGCCACACGGGACGACUUCCUGCCCGAUGAUGACCCCGGAAAACUUGUGUUCCAGGACUUCGAACAGAUAGCCGGUGCAGAUCCACCAGCAUUGCCUACGUUGGUGUCUGAGGGGGUGGAUUUUCCAGAGGACCCCAUUAAACUGCUGAGUGUUCAGGUCGUGUUGAUUCUGGCUUACAGCACCAUCAUCGUGCUGGGGGUUCUGGGUAAUUCUCUGGUCAUAUACGUCAUCUACCGCUUCAAGACGCUUCGCACCGUCACCAACUUUUUCAUCGCCAACCUGGCAGUUG
This is a messenger RNA of Labrus bergylta (ballan wrasse), 358 nucleotides long. NCBI's taxonomy places the organism in Eukaryota, Metazoa, Chordata, Actinopteri, Labriformes, Labridae. The record is from RefSeq and is a predicted model, not a curated record.